Molecule: messenger RNA, 1494 nt
Organism: Mytilus californianus (California mussel)
Lineage: Eukaryota; Metazoa; Mollusca; Bivalvia; Mytilida; Mytilidae
Product: ankyrin repeat domain-containing protein 50-like
Exons: 2
Coding region: 1-1494 (497 amino acids)
Molecular function (GO): protein binding
Source: RefSeq, a predicted model, not a curated record
AUGUCUCCAUUACAUUGGGCCUGUAUUGGAGGACAUAAAGAUAUAGUAGAAGUGUUACUACAGAACAAGGCAGAUGUUUCUCAGUGUGAUGGGUUGGAUGAGUCUCCAUUGUAUGUUGCCUGUGAAGAAGGACAUACAGAUAUAGUAGAACUGUUACUCCAGAAAAAGUUUUACGUGAAUAAGAGUGAUGUAUUAUGGGGGUCUCCGUUGCAUGUAGCAUGCAAAGGAGGAUAUAAAGAUAUAGUAGGACUGUUACUGCAGAGCAAUGCUGUUGUCAAUCAGUGUGAUUGGGAUGGUGAUUCUCCAUUGUAUGUGGCCUGUACAGGAGGAUAUAAAGGUAUAGCAAAACUGUUACUUCAGAACAAGGCUGACGUCAAUCAGUUUAAUAGGAAUCGUAAGUCUUCAUUGAGUGUAGCCUGUGGAGGAGGAUAUCAAGCUAUUGUAGAUCUGUUACUUCAGAACAAAGCUGGCGUCAAUACGAGUGAUGAGUUGGGUCAGUCUUCAUUGUUUGAAGCCUGUACCGGAGGAAAUAAAGAUAUAGUAGAAGUGUUACUUCAGAACAAGGCUGACGUCAAUCAGUGUAAUAAGUAUGGUCAGUCUUCAUUGUUUAAAGCCUGUGGAAGACGACAUGAAGAUAUAGUAGAACUGUUACUUCAGAACAAUGCUAAAGUCAAUCAGUGUGAUAAGGAUGGUGAGUCUCCAUUGUAUCUGGCCUGUCAAGGAGGAUAUAACGAUAAAGUAGAACUGUUACUUCAGAACAAGGCUGACGUCAAUCAGUGUGAUAAGGAUGGUGAGUCUCCAUUGUAUCUGGCCUGUCAAGGAGGAUAUAACGAUAUAUUAGAACUGUUACUUCAGAACAAGGCUGACGUCAAUCAGUGUAAUGUGCGGGGUAUGUUUCCAUUGUUAUACCCUUUAUAUAGAGGACAUAAAGAUAUAGUAGAACUGUUACUUCAGAACAAGGCUGACCUCAAUCAGUGUAAUAUGUGGGAUCAGUCUCUAUUGUUAUAUUCUUGUAAUAGAGGACAAAAAAAUAUAGUAGAACUGUUUCUUCAAAACAAUGCUGACGUCAAUCAGUGUAAUGAGGAUGGGGAGUCUCUAUUAUAUAUGGCCUGUAGAGGAGGACAUAAAGAUAUAGUUGAACUGUUACUGCAGACUAAUGAUGAUGUCCAUCAGUGUAAUAAGAAUGGUAAGUCUCUACUGUUUAUAGCCUGUGAAAAAGGACAUAAAGAUACAGUAGAACUGCUACUUCAGAAUAAAGCUGAUGUUUUGCAGUGUAACAUAAACAAAGAGUCUUCACUGCAUGUGGCCUCUGUAGGAGGACAUACAGAUACAAUAGAUGUGUUACUGCAGAAUAAUGCUGACGUCAAACAGUAUAAUAAUCGUGUUGAGUCUUCAUUGUUUAUUGCAUGUACAGGAGGACAUACAGAUACAGUUGAACUGUUACUUCAGAACAAUGCUGACCUCUCUCAGUGUGAUUAUAUAGAAAAGCUAUAA